Pseudophryne corroboree (corroboree frog) is the source of this 6973-nucleotide messenger RNA. RefSeq names its product Ras association domain family member 8 (gene RASSF8). Bases 291 to 1550 code for a protein of 419 amino acids. Gene Ontology annotation, biological process: signal transduction. NCBI's taxonomy places the organism in Eukaryota, Metazoa, Chordata, Amphibia, Anura, Myobatrachidae. The transcript has 5 exons. The record is from RefSeq and is a predicted model, not a curated record.
GAUGUGUGCACUGAUCAGGUCUGCAGUGGCACGGAGCUGCUGUGGACAGGGUACUGCAGAUUCUGCCAAACCAAAGUGUAAUCACAGAGCCGGAUAACUACCACUUACAAGAAGGCUGGUUUGUCAUUUUUCAAAACAACACGGAUCUUUCCCAUGAUUCGGCGUUGCUGCGUAAAGUCCUGGCGGCCUGUGAGACGGUUUGAAGCGACUCGUCUUCCCCUGUCCCGAGGGCUGACCAUGACGUGACGUCCGAGCACUGCCGCACUAGACCGCCUCCUCCGAGCCGCAUUAUGGAGCUCAAGGUAUGGGUGGACGGGGUCCAGAGGAUCGUAUGCGGAGUGACGGAGGUGACCACGUGCCAAGAAGUCGUCAUCGCCCUGGCACAAGCGAUCGGUCGCACCGGAAGAUAUACGCUGAUAGAGAAAUGGAGGGAGACGGAGAGACACUUAGCACCUCAUGAAAACCCAGUGAUUUCAUUGAACAAAUGGGGACAGUACGCUAGUGACGUGCAGCUUAUUUUGAGACGCACCGGGCCGUCCCUCAGCGAGCGGCCCACUUCGGACAGCAUCUCCCAUGCCCAUAUUCCGGAGAGGAACUUAUACAGGCAAAGCCUGCCCCCUCUGGCCAAACUGCGGCCCCAGAAUGAUAAAUCGAUAAAGAGGCGCGAGCCAAAGAGGAAAUCGUUGACUUUUACAGGUGGGGCCAAGGGACUAAUGGACAUUUUUGGUAAAGGCAAAGAGUCCGAGCUCAAGCAGAAGGUGCUUAGGAACUGUAAACCAUCAGCUGAGGAGCUGAAGAAGCUGAUCCACUUGCAGACUGAGAAGCUCCUGUCCCUGGAGAAGCAGCUGGACUCCAGCGAAGCGGAGGAGCGAUACUGGGAACAGAAGCGCAAGUCCCUCUUGGAUGAGGAAAUUGGGAGGUUAGAGCAGAAGGUCAAGAGGAACGAGGUGGAGAUAGAGGAAGAGGAGUUCUGGGAGAACGAGAUGCAGAUCGAGGUGGAAAACGAGAAGCAGCUGAAGGAACAGCUGCAGGAGAUGACCCAACGGAUGGUCCAGUGCGAGAACCAACUGAAGGGUUGCCACAGCCAAAUCCACACUAUAGGAAGCGGCAUCGAGGCGGAAAAGUUGCAGAGGGAGGUGCAGGAGUCCCAAAUUAAUGAAGAGGUGGUGAGGGGGAAGAUUGAGAAGGUCAAAGCUGAGCUGGAGUUCCAGGGACAGGAAAGUGUCCGGCUGGAGAACGGCUACAAGGCCGUAGAGAGGUCUCUGGGGCAGGCUGCAAAGCGGUUACUGGAACGAGAGCAGGACCUGGAACAGCUGACCAAAGAGUUACGGCAGGUGAACCUCCAACAGUUCAUCCAGCAGACCGGCACUAAAGUUACCGUACUUCCCGCAGAGCCGAGCGAGGCCGAAUUCCCGCAGCCGGAGAAGGAGCCAGCAUUUCAGUCGGGGUCUCUGAAACGACCAGGUUCUUCGAGGCAGCUUCCAAGCAACCUGCGGAUCCUCCAGAAUGCCUUGUCAUCAGGUUUCAACCCCGAGGGCAUCUACGUAUAGCUCUGCGCUGCUGUCAGACGUGCUGUUCGUGGUCGCCAUAGUGGACAACUUCUGCCACCACUAGGACUAUAUGGAGCAACUCCUGAUUUCCUUCACCCACUGAACGUCCCGGGACGUACCACCACCACCCACCUACACAAAACAGGAGCCAUAACCUCACUGACCCUUUCCAAGGACUCAGACGGGUUGUAUCAGCAAGUAUGAAGCAAUAUGACAGCUCGCAUGUUACUCUGAGGUCACCACGUUCUUUUCCAGUGUAUUACAAAUACUUCUUUCCAAGUAUUAUUUCAUAUGGAAUCAAAGACUGGCUGGAAGCACUGCGCGUGUCUGUCCAUCCCAGUGCGGUCACUGGUGUACAGGACUAUUGAAAGUGAUAUAAAUAUAUAUAUUUUUCCAUUUGCUUAUGAAUUUUAUAUCUCAUGCCAACGAUGAAAUAAUGUUUGUUGUAUGUUCUAUGUACAUGUCCAGUAUUUCACUCUAUAUUCCUUUCCCCCCCCUUAAUUCUCAACCAGAACAGUGUUACAAAGUCGCUCCUUCGGGGGGUAACUUUUCAUUUAGGCCAGUGGGAUGGGAAACGCGGAGCAGGGAUGGCAGACCGUAUUAAUCACAAGUCAGAUCCCUUUCCGAUUGGGCACAAGGGGGACUAGAGGGAAAAUGAUAGAGUUCACCAAUAAAUGAUGUUCCAUACGAUUACACACCCGGGUGGUCUCUGAGCUACUAAAAUGACAUUGCAAUAUAAAUGAAAGGUCAGUAGACGGGAAGCCGGCCUUUGCUUGAUAGUUCCACCUGUUUUAGGGGCGCACCAAUGCGGCUUAAUCGUAGGGGCUUAUAGAAAAUACGCAAUUGGCUUCAGGCAACCGAAUAUAAUGUCUGACUCCCAGUGAGUUACAUUGAAAGCUUCCAGGAAUCCCAACAUCCUAACGUCGUGUUUCAUUAUACUUUGUAAUAUGCAAAAUUAAUAUCUGGAUUAUAAAGUAUGGUGAUUCAGUUGAGUCCUAAAAUAGAUGGAUUUGGUGCACCCCAAUUUACUUAAACUUUAUCAUUGGUGAAGAUGCCGAUUCUUUGUCUGAUAAUCUUCCUACAGUAUUACAGUUUUAGGUUUGGCGUAAGGACAGACUAGGCGCCUUACCUUCCCAAACUUCCUGUACUCAGUCAGUAUUUAGGUAGAGAACUAAAGAUUCCAACAUCUGGCCACUAAAACAGGGCAUGCUGGGACUAGUAGAUCCCCCACAUUAGUAAACCACCUGCAUUACCCUACUGUUACCCCAAAAUACUUGGGUCUUAUUUUUAGUGUCCCUUUUCAGCUAGACAUUCCAAUGACCAGUCUAUUCCGAGGUUAGCAGAGACCUAGAAUUGGCUACGUCAGUAGUUCUCAAACUUUUUUGACUCCCGACACCCUAGACCAGGGGUGGGGAACCUUUUUUCUGCCAAGGGCCAGUAGUUAUGCCCCAAGUCAGUAGUUAUGCCCCCAGCAGAUAUACCUCCAGUCAGUUGUUAUGCCCCAUUUGAUAUGCCCUCUAGUAGCGCCCCGCUUACACACACACAUUAAAAGAAGAAAAAAAAACAAUACUCACCAGCCCCGCUCCUGCUUCCAGACCAUUGCCCUCCACUUGGCCGUCUGCUCCUCAGAACUAUGGGAGAGAUGUCAUGACAUCUCUCCCAUAGCACCGCACAGCCGCACAUGCAUACUGCCAGAGCCGGAAGCCAGUGCUCAGGAGUGAGCUCUUGCCUCCGGCUGCUGCUGAGGGGAAAAAGCCAGGCGCCCGCUAGUAACAAAAUCUCAGCGGGCGCCCCACAUCCUGGAAGGGCCGGAUCAAGUGGAUCUGCGGGCCUUAAACGGCCCGCGGGCCUGAGGUUCCCCACCCAUGCCCUAGACUCAGAGCAUCUGAAUUUUUUUUUACUGCACCCCUAGGCCAAAAGUUUCUUACUGAGAAAUUUAGAAAAAAAUAUUAAAUGAAGUAAAUUGUGUUUAUAUGUCAUCCUUAGGUUCCGUUAUCUGGUGCAGGACACAAUUUACUUUUGUUUGUCCAUAUAUUUUAUGAUUGACAUAAAUAAUCCUAAAUAAUUGGAAUUGGUCCUGGACCACCAAUCCAAGACACCCCUGCAAGUGUCCUGAGGCACCCCAGGGUGCCACGGCACACACAGUUUGAGAACCACUGGGCCACGUAAUAAAAUGUUGCUGGGGAAACACUAAAGUACACAUUCAUUAUUAUAAUAUUUUUGUUCUGUACCUGUGUUUGGUAUCUGUUACCAGAGAGCACUUUGCCUCCAUAAAGCCAUUGAUCAAAGAAAAUAAAAAAUAUUAAAAGAAAUAACUCGCAGGAAACAAUGUUAACAAAACUAUGUUAUUAUUCAUAUUUAUGUGUAGUGCAUAGAGAAUGUACCGUUCGAUACAGUCACGGUUAUGUUUGUCAGGUAGCGGACAGCCAAGACUAAACCGGCUCUCGUAUCUCAGAUCAGGAAUCGCCAUAUGUUUGAAGCACACGUAUAGUAAUUGCUAAUGACAACAUGGCAUGUAGGUGAGGGUGGGGGACUGUUUAAUUGCAUAUCUGCCAACGUUUAAGGGUGCAAAAUUGGGACAGUUCCCCCACCUGACCAAACGCAGCCUGAUCUGACCGAACACAUAUUGUAUGUAUGCUUGAGGUCACGUCUGCUUUACCUUAAGGCCUGCCGCUCUCAGUGUCUCUGAAUUGGGACAGUCCCAUAAAAUGGGGACUAUCCGGAGGGAUCAGAAUACAAUGUUAUCCGAUAUAUGCCACUGAAGGCUGAGGGUGCCCAUCCUGUGUGUUUGACAGGAUUUGUACCCUCUAGUAAAAAAUAGGAGAACAUUUAUUUUUAUUUUUCUGUAUUUUUUUUGUAAGCAUGUGAUUUUUUUUAAUGACAUUCAUAGAGGAAGAGGGAAAGUUUUUAUUAUACAUUCCAGAAAGUCAGAUGAAGCUGUAGCUUAAAGCACUCCAAACUGGUCUUCUGGUGUCUGUCACCAGUAUAUAGUGAAGGCAGCCAUUGUGUGGGAUGAACCCUGUCCUAUGAGAAUGCUGCCUGUCUUUUCACUGUGCAGCACUGAUAUCGCUGAGGCACAGUGGAAGCAGCCAUUUUGUGGGCUGAACCUUGGCCUGUGAGAAUGCUGCCUAUUGAUUGGCUAAACACCAUUGAUGUCACUGAGGCUAAGCAGGGGCAGCCAUUUUGUGUGCUGAACUUAGGGCUACGAGAAUGCAGCCUAUCCAUUCGCUAAUCACUGAGGUAAAGUGGGGGCAGCCAUUUUCAGGGCUGGGCAUUUAUGAGCAUUCUCCAGGGACCAGUGACACCUCUGAACAGAAUUCACAGAUACGUCGGCCUUCUCAUAAAUAUGUCAUUAGCCGUGGAAGUCUCUGCUUCCCCUGUGUGUGGGUGCCGCUGCCACAGGUGUUCUGAAGAGAAAAUAGAGCUUGUUUUUGCUUUGACAUCUGGGUAGUCAGAGUAUAUUUAUUACAUCCCAGAGAUCAGACUGCGUAAGAAGGCCGAAAGUAAGGAGAAAUAUAUUGUUGCAGUCUCCUCAUAAUUCAGCACCUGCCGUCGUCUCUCUUAUUUAGAUCAAUGCUGUUCACAACGGUCUACACAGGCUUGCAUGUAAUGCUGGAACUUGUAGUUCCACAAUAGGUUGCCCAUGGGGCUGCGAUAAAAAAAAAUCUGUGAGUCCGGGGUGAGAUCAGGCCCCAAGGAGGAACACAUUACAGUGCCGUUACCGGCGCAGCGGCAAUUUGCCUCCUUCGCGUGUUAGUGGAUUGACCGAUUUAUAUUAAACACCAUGGCACCCAAUCACGUUCAGUCCUUUGUCUAGCGCGGGCAUGGCCUCCUUUGCAUGAAUUACCGUAAGCAUUACAGUACAGAGAUGUGAUGGGAUACAGACCAUAUGUUGUUUCUAUCACAGAAUCCUAACCGCGCCAGGUUUGUGUCUCAUCAUCAUGGAAAUAUUGGCUGCAAAACCCUUAGCAGAUGUACGGAAGAUAAUAGAAAACGGAGCUUCGCUGGGUUUGUGGUCCACAUGUUACACAGAAUGUGCUGCAAAUGGCUGAUGUAGAAUUAUUUUGGCCUCUUCAAAUUGUGACCUCUAACCUUGCUAUCAGGGGUGUGAUAUUUCCUUGCAUCAUGCUCUACUCCAGACACUAAAUGGGCCCAGUCAAAAUAGCGGGGUACAUUUCAUAAAACUUCCAAAAAUUAAGUGUCAGGAUUGCCCCUAGGAACCAAUCAGAUACCAGCUAUCAUUUCCCAGAAUGCAAUGCAUAAAUAGUAGCUAGAAUUUGAUUGGUUGCUGCGGGUAACAAAAACUCAAAGGUGGCAUUUAUGAAAACUGACCUUUUUAAUAAGGUGUAUCUGUGCUGUAACCCUUAGCAACCAGAUUGUUGCUGUAGGCAGGCAUCUGGUAGAUACAGGUUACAGUACUUUCUCUGUACAGUUUCCUGUGGUAUCCAGACCGCACUGUGUCCAAAGUUUAUCCCUCACCCCACAACAGGUCAUGUUUUCAGGAUUUCCCCUGUACAAACACAUGGGAUAUUUGCCACGGGCCCAAAAAAAAUAAAAUGAAUCGCUUGAUGCUGGAAAUACCGUAAACAUGACCUGCUCUCGGUAUUAGAAGACAAGAAAUGAUGUGCUUUAAUGUAAACUGUGACUCUCUAGAGGUUUCCCUUAGCUGGGACUUGUAGUUCCACUACAUUGGUUUUUACGCUAUGCUGCCUAGAAGACAUCAAUUCUGAGUCAGUGAGUCGCCGAAUCGUUUGUAGAACCAAAGUUCAGGGACCGAUUUAACCUUUUUAUUAGGUGAACAAGUAAAGUGAUGGAGACUUUUCAAAGUAUUAGCCAGCGUGAUGUGGGAUGAAUGCGGUUUUCUUACCGUCUGCGCAUUCUGCAGACCUAGACGAAUGCGUGAAUCUGAACGUACUAUGGCAAUAACCGUUUGCUUUUUUUAAAGUGUACCUGUCCCCUAGACACAGUGGGAGCGGCUAAUCUUUUUCCUAGGAGCCUAGUGACCUUGCGGAGGCACGAGAGGCACUUUGCGCCUCAUUGGUAAUACUAGUUCACAGUGAACUGAUGGAUGGCCACCAUAUAUUUUUUUUCAGGCCACAUAAUGACCGCCCCCAAAGGGUUAAGGUGACAGUGACAAUAACUGAAGGAAAUGUUCAAUAAAACCUUUUUUUUUAUUAUUUUACUUUAUUUUGUUAUGAUUAUUCCGCUUGUUACCUGCUCGGAGACUGUGAAUGCAUACAGCUUGGCUUGCCUUUUUGCUUUUCGAUGUAAGAUGAGACUCUGUAUUAUAUGUAAUUAUCUAUUUUCUGUUAAUAAUAUUAUCUAUUUUCUGAUUUUACCCACACGUUGUUACUUAUUGCUAUGAAAUGCAGAAUUUGAUGAUUUGUUGCAUACAAUAUAUUCCCGCACACAUUGGGACCUUU